Paramormyrops kingsleyae is the source of this 1813-nucleotide messenger RNA. It is a transcript of the gene hmces, whose product is annotated as 5-hydroxymethylcytosine binding, ES cell specific. The record is from RefSeq and is a predicted model, not a curated record. Gene Ontology annotation, biological process: protein-DNA covalent cross-linking repair. NCBI's taxonomy places the organism in Eukaryota, Metazoa, Chordata, Actinopteri, Osteoglossiformes, Mormyridae. Gene Ontology annotation, molecular function: single-stranded DNA binding.
UCCAAUACACUAAUGUUUUUAAAAAGCAAAAAUUAAAUGCAUUGCCACUUUUCAGACAGACUUAAACUGAACCUUAAUUCUGAAACACUUAUUACCCACAGUGUGUGCCCUGGACUGGUGAUGAUGAUGAUGAUGAUGUUGAUGAUGAUGAUGAUUAAUAUUAUUAUUAAUGCAUGGCCAUUAUUACACAAGUAAAAAAAUCCAGUCUUGCUAAUUUAAUAAACACUUUGACUUCUUUUAUUGCUAUUUUUGUAUUGCAAUUACGUGACUCAUAGUUUAAAUGUGUAGUUGUAUUAUCUUGAGACAUGUUGUAUGAUAUCAUUAUUCAUUACCAAUAUUCGCGACGUCUUAAUAUAAAAUCGUUACGCAAAUUGCGCAAAUAUUCGCGCUGAGGCGCUCAGUACAGGAAUCACGUGACACGGAUGUACAGUCACUGAAGCUUCUGGCACCAAAAUCACGUGACAAAAGUGUGUGAAGCCGUACUGAAGCUUCCUGUACAGGAGGCGGUAAUAUUGUACUGUUAAACAAGAAACCCAGAAAGGACUGCAGAUGAACCUGUUCACCGGACGCGUGUGAACAUACAGUUAGCUGCACUGAAAUCCCCUGUGCAGAGGUAAUUUUUCUUACGUGAUUUAUCAGUCACUGUGUAAGGUUUCUAAGGAGUCCUCACUGGGUCAUGUGUGGCCGAACUGCGUGCACACUUGCGCCGGAUGAAAUCAGCCGAGCUUCCAGAUACCGCAGUCGUGCAGGACAAUACAGACGACCUCGCUGGCGAGAUGGAGAUUCAGAAAAGUACCGACCGUCGUACAACAAAAGCCCGCAAUCCUUGAGCCCAGUCUUGUUGUCCCAGAAGCAUUUUGACAAGGCUGCCCCAGCGGACGAGUGUGUCCUUGCUGCCAUGCGCUGGGGCCUGGUACCAUCCUGGUUCCGGGAGAGCGACCCAAGCAAAAUGCAGUACAGCACCAGCAACUGCCGCAGCGAGAGUCUCCUGGAGAAGAAAUCCUACAAGGAGCCGUUGUUGAAAGGUCAGCGCUGUGUCAUCCUGGCUGAUGGCUUCUAUGAAUGGCAGCAAUCUGAGAAGAAGCAGCCCUUCUUCAUCUAUUUCCCUCAAAGCAAAGAGGAGGGAUCAAGGGAGGCUAUUAAAGUCCAGUCAGAGGGGGAGAACCCUGAGGACACAAAGGCUCUGGAGGAUGACGACAGACCAUGGAAAGGAUGGAAGCUUCUAACCAUGGCAGGGCUGUUUGAUAGUUGGACACCCCCUAGUGGUGGUGAGAAGCUAUACACCUACACCAUCAUCACCGUGAAUGCCUCUCCAGGCUUGCAAAGCAUCCACCAUCGGAUGCCAGCAUUGCUGGAUGGAGAAGAAGAGGUGAGAAAAUGGCUGGAUUAUGGUGAAGUCCGUUCCCUGGAUGCCCUCAAGCUUCUUCAGCCCAAAGACAAACUGACCUUUCACCCUGUCUCCUCAUUUGUCAACAAUGCGCGUAACAACUCUCCAGAGUGCCUGCAGCCUUUCGAGCCUGGGAGCAAGAAGAUGCAGCCGUCAGCCAGCAGCAAGGCCAUGAUGAGCUGGCUGCAGAAGGCCACUCCGGAGAAGAAAACUGAGCCAAAAGCUUGUCCCAAACGCAAGAGGACGGAGGAGGAAGGCAAGCAAGUAGGACCGCUACACAAGUGGCUUCAGAAGAACGCGUGAAAUAGACAACCCUCAUCUUGUGGGGCCCCAUUUUAGAAUUGGAUUAUUGACAAUACAUUUCAUAACAGUCAAGAGUUCAAGCAUUCAGAAUUUUUUUAACAAGAAAUAAACGGUGUUUUCUUA